Molecule: messenger RNA, 3789 nt
Organism: Hirsutella rhossiliensis
Lineage: Eukaryota; Fungi; Ascomycota; Sordariomycetes; Hypocreales; Ophiocordycipitaceae
Product: VrtJ
Exons: 11
Coding region: 1-3789 (1262 amino acids)
Source: RefSeq, a predicted model, not a curated record
AUGUUCCCCGAUGAGCUCAAGGGACUGACGCCGGUCGAAGAGAAGCUCAUCUCGCUGAACUCAUGUUACGGGAGCUGGCCACAAAGUGCUCCCGCACCCCUUUUGCAAGCACUGGACGAGAUCCACAUCUCGUGGCAGGGCGCGGAGAAGCCGGCACCGAGCGACCUGUCGAGUCUCUUGUCGGUGAGGCGGCGGGUGGUCGAGAGGGCCCUUGUCUGGCUGAAGCGGAACAACCCCCACUACGCCGAGAUCGAGAUCGACGCGGCGGAGAUGGAGAGCUGGGAGACUCGAUACACGGGGUACCGUCGUCGGUGUGCGAUCGUAUGGAGCGGAACGAGCCGUCUGGGUGGGAGAAAGCGCGGACGGCGCACGUUGUGCCGCCCACGGAACGCGCCGUGGACGAGGGGCCGGUGGAGAUCGAGGCUCUUCGCCCUGCUCAACCAAGGACAAGAAGCCGGCGGCCAGGGUGAAGGUCACGGGCCCAACGGAGAAGGCGCGGUUCGCGAUGGAAGUGACGCCUGCCCCGACCAGAACGUUCCAGCGAUCAACGAGGUGACGUCUUCUGGCAUGUUCGCGCUCGACGGACCGCCAGACGUCGCGGACGUGGAGAAGCUGCAGUUUGCCUGUGACGCUGUUGGUGAAGGUGCCGACGACGGCCGUGCGGGCCCGAGAGCGUGGGUCGGGUCCCUAGCCGGGGGGGUUCGGGGGCGUGGCGACGGUGGUUGUGAGCCAUACAUCCGGGUUUCGCGGGGGGGUGAGUUUACCGAUUCCUUUGAGGCGUCCUUCUUUGCCAGGACGUUCCCGACCCUGUUCCCAUUUGGCGUUGGGGGACCAAGGCUGGUUGAAGAGACCAUGGUCGACGCGGGGAAGGUCACGGCCAACUUGCGAGGCAGGGCUGUCGAGGCGUGGGCCGAGAUCGUGCUCCGGCGCCAUGGUGGUCGAUUUGCACUGCACCACAUCUUCGCAUUUUCGUCUUCAACAUGGGGUGCGGUCGAGGAACCGCCGGGUCAGCAUGUUGAGUGUGGGGAGGAAGAACUUCCGCAAGGUAGAGCGCAUCGUGCGUUCGAUGACCACAGAAAGGCUAGCGGCGGCGAGGGUCGAGUUGAGAGCUCGGGUAAGACGACCGAUGGUGACGUGAAGGAGCUCUCAGGAGCCUCUCGCUUUACGGCCACCGGCAGCCCAUGUCGAGAGGUCCGUCUCAAUAUGCGGCGGAAAAUCCAGUCGCUCAUCGUCGGAUAUGGCGUGCCGGCCAUCUGGUUCACCAUCAACCCGAACGACAUUACGAACCCGGUGAAGCUGCGACUGGCGGCAUACCGCACACGCGAUCCCGACGCGGCCGAGGAGUUCUUAGAAGGCCUUGGGGAUGCGUAUAAGCGGGCACGGCUGGCGAUAUCGGAUCCCAUGAGCUCGGCCGUGUUCUUCCACCGCGAGAUGAAGCUGUUCUUCGAUCAUUACGUGAAGGUCGGUGAAGAGUCGGCAGGAUCUGACCAGGAAAGUUUUUGCGCCGUGCAAGCGGAGCGAUCUGUGACGGGCGGUAUUGAUCCGGAGGACACACAGCAUGGUCAAUCGAUGGAACGAGGCUAUUGCUGUCGGGCCCGGCACAACCAUGAUAUUUCCUUCAUUGCGACGCAGCGCAAGACAAUGGCCCUCAUCUAUUAUGUCACGAACUACGCGACCAAGGUGGAGGACCCGGUGUGGAAGCGUGUGGCGGCCGCGGCCGAGCUCCUGGCCGCCUCAACAGGGAACAGGACGCGACAGUUCCUGAUGAGAGUGGCGAACCGCGUGUUCACGGAGCGUCCGCUAUCACAGGUCGAGGUCGUCGCUCACCUUCUCGGAUAUCCGGCCGAGUUCACCGACAGCAGCGCGUGGGCGUACCUGAACUGUUCUCUGCUGUACUGGGAAGUCUUUCGGCGAUGGCGGCAUCUCCGAGAAGCCAGUGGCGCUGCGGCUACGGAUGACACCUUGGAUGAGUCGGUCGUCGUCGAAGAAGAAGGCCUGAGAAUCUCCCACGUCGAGGCGUACCAGCACCGGGGAGAGCUGCUGAAAGGCCUAUGCCUGUAUGACUACAUAUCGAUCGUCAGACUGAAACGCAUCGGCAACGACGAGAGCUGGGCGGCUUGGGGGGAGAUGUCUUUCGAGGAUGGAUGGGCGCCGGGACGACGCUGGGUUCAGGUGCUCAGGCGGCCGGGCAAGCACGCUACCGUCUGCCUCGACGGCUACCUGAGCAAGGACUUCACCUACGAUGACGAGUCGUGCUACCGGAGGGCAGCCGUGCAGCAUCUUGCGCUGUUCGUGCCGGGAGUCCUUCCUGGGCGAAGGAACAGAAUAUCAUGUCUGGUCGACAACGUGCAGCUGCUUCGACGAUCCGCCGAAGACGCAAAACGCGACGCCAAGCAAUGGGCAGCCUCGUCCGGCGAUGGCGACCCGACGGUCGCACACGUCGAGGAGGGUGGAGCAGGCGAGGCGGGCGCGGAGUCUGCAGCGACAUAUCAGCCCAACAGCAUCGGAGACGCAACGCGGCUCAUCGACGUCGUCCGAGGUGCAGGGGUUAAGCAUGCCAGGGCGGGUAUUUUCCGGGGCCGCACUACCGCCGCAGGAUCAGGUCAAGGCUAUCAAGUCGCAGCAGCGAUCGCCGCGCAGCGUUGCGAAGGUGAUGACCGGUUUCGGGAGGACGAGGUCGAAAUGACGAUGGCCGACUCCGACGAGACCGCUAUCGACGCAGGGGCGGGAAUGGACGUUCAGUUUGGCCCAUCAACCUCCUUCCUCGCGGCGGGCAAGGUGUUGGCAACACGGCUGACGCUGAACAAGAGGCAGUCCAUCGCUUUUCUGAUAAUAUGCCGCCAGCUCGAUUUGAUGCAGCAGACCGACGGGGCGAUGCCUGCCAGCUGCGCCAGUUCGUCGGUGGCGAGGGCGGCGGAGCGGUUCAUCCACGGCCAGUCUCGAAUGGAUUGGCAGGAGAAGGAUGCUCGUCAUCGACGAGGUGAGCAUGCUCGGGCGCGGACGCUGCACGCCGUGAACGAGCGGCUUCGCCGGCUUCGCGGAUCGCGGCAAGAUUUCGGGGGGAUCCCCAUCGUCCUCUUCUGCGGAGAUUUUCAGCAGUUCCGGCCGGUCCAAGAGAGGUCGAUCGUCCUGCCUAGCGCGGCCAUCUCGUGGGACGUAGACAACUCGUUCAAGGCCGAGCAGCGUCACCAGCACGACAAAGCGCACGCACUGUGGAAGAGGUUCACGACGGUCGUCAUGCUGGACGAGCAGAUGCGCGCCGCCGGCGACCCGGAGCUGCAGAGGCUGCUGAAGCGGAUCCGUCUAGGCGUGCAGGAUCGGACGGAUCUAAACCUCCUCAACUCAAGGUGCUACCGGGGGAAGGCGGAUCCUUGGGAGACGGGCAUCACCGUGGUGACGCCGCUCAAUAGGAAUCGGUGGAACCUGAACAUGGAGGCGAGCCUGGCGUUCCGGUGGAAGGAGGAGCUGCCGACGGAGGAAGAGGCGAUCAUGAUACUCAACCAGGGCGACGAUAGCGCGAUCCCGGUGCCGGCCGUCUUCAUGUUCGUGGCCGGGAUGCCCAUCGUCGUGAACCACAACACCCACCAGGGGCUGAAGCUAGUGAACGGCGCGAGCUACUCGGCGGUGGAGGUCAUUGUCGACAAGGCGUACCCGGGGCAUCGGAUCUCGGCCGAUAUGACGAUCCACUUCGGCCGCCGGCGGGAUCAUUCUCGAAUCGGAGACGACGAGAUAUCUCCACUUCGUCGGGAUGCCGCCGGGCACGAUCUUGUUGACACCCAUGACCGUUAA